Messenger RNA from Amaranthus tricolor (Joseph's coat), 2157 nucleotides. Its product is annotated as probable hexosyltransferase MUCI70. Lineage: Eukaryota; Viridiplantae; Streptophyta; Magnoliopsida; Caryophyllales; Amaranthaceae. The coding region runs from base 185 to 1606 and encodes 473 amino acids. The transcript is spliced from 6 exons. The record is from RefSeq and is a predicted model, not a curated record.
CUACUUUUCUCGGUUAGAUUCAAUCUCUUAAAGAACUCUCUCCAAAAUUAUAUUUCCGCCAUUAAACCUUACAAGCAAUCUCCAUUUCUCUUCAUCUACUUCUUAUUUCCAUUGUCAUGAGAUUCUCCUUCUCUUGAAUCUACUCACACUUUAAGUACACAAUUAUUAGUCCUUCAGCCAACAGAUGUUCAAUAACAACGAUAAUCAUAGUAGCAUUACAUUUCCAGUUUCCGACGAAGAGUCUGAUGAGUUCACCACAAGAAUCCGACGAGUUCGACGAAAACGGAAGAAAUCGGUAAUCAACCGAUCCAACACUGAGUUAACUCGUCGUUUUGUGCGGAAAUUGACGAAGUGGUGGCCUGUUUUGCUCUUCGUUUUAGCUAUGGCAUUGUUUCUUUUUGAAGCUUCUCGGCUCAGUAAGAAGGAGAACAAGUCAAUUUCUAUUCGAAAAGGCGCGAGUUUUAUCGAUGUUGAAGAGAUUAAAUCGCCGCCUAACUUGAAUCGUCUUGAUCCUACUUAUCGUACUAUUGCUGGUGUCAAGAAACGUUGCUUGCCAAUCUUACCUGUGGAAGACCUUGAGCUUUUGGAUAUCCUUGUAUCAAAAGGUUCCAAAGGUCCUGUAAAGGAUGUGAUAUAUAUAUCAGAAGAAAACAACCCUUAUUCAGGAGAAAGUUUGACAUUUACUCAUGAGAAUAAAGAAGCUGUAAGAUUUAACUUAUUUACAGGAUACCAAUCUUUGGUUCAGAGGGAAAAGAGUUUCAAGGUGACUGAAACUCCUAUAGUGCAUUGUGGUUUCUAUAGUGAAGCCGGAGGGUUUAAGAUUUCAUCUGAAGAUAAAAAAUAUAUGCAGACUUGCAAGGUUGUUGUAUCUACUUGUGCAUUUGGUGGUGGAGAUGAUCUUUAUCAACCAAUUGGAAUGUCGAAGACUUCCCUUCAAAAGGUCUGUUAUGUGGCUUUCUGGGAUAAAAUUACACUUGCUACUCAGGAAGCACAAGGACAGAAAAUUGGUGAUGAUAAUUUUAUUGGCAAGUGGCGGAUUGUGAUUGUCAAGAAUCUCCCUUUCACAGACCAAAGACUAAAUGGUAAAAUUCCCAAGAUGUUGAGCCAUCGAUUGUUUCCAAAUGCAUUGUACUCUAUUUGGGUCGAUUCAAAGUCUCAGUUCAGGAGGGAUCCAUUGGGUGUGCUGGAAGCACUGCUUUGGCGAUCAAACUCUGUGCUUGCAAUAUCAGAGCAUGGUGCACGUAGUAGUGUGUACGAUGAAGCUAAAGCUGUUGUCAAGAAACACAAGGCAACCCCAGAAGAAGUAGAAGUGCAACUCACACAGUACCGUCUUGAUGGCCUUCCUGAAGACAAGAGAUUUAACGGAAAGAAAGCUCUAUCCGAAGCUUCCAUCAUUAUCAGAGAGCACACACCCUUGACUAAUCUCUUCAUGUGCCUUUGGUUCAAUGAAGUAGUUCGCUUUACAUCCCGGGAUCAACUGAGCUUUCCUUACAUUUUCUGGCGUCUAAACGGCCCGAUGGGUUUUAACAUGUUCCCUGUUUGCACCCGCAAAGAUCUCGUUAAUAAUAUGGGACAUAUACGCAAGGCUAAACCAUUAAUAACUUGAUUUGUACAUAGCAUUCUUUUUACAAGCUAUUCCUGGAUGCUGAUAGAAGUAGAUAGCAGAAGGAGGCCCGUCUCAAUUGCUUCCGCAAAUUGAUGAAUUGGAGUUCAAAUAUGGAAUUGGUAUAUAACCAUGGCUUUCAUUUUCGAGCUGGCAUGACAUUUUGGAGGCCCGAGCUUCAAACAUUUAAUGUACAACUCAUUCUUUCAAAAGUCGAUGGUUUUAGUAUCUGUGAAGUUGAAGAUGAGUAGGAUAACUCAGAGAUAUGUUUAGUUUUAAAUUUAAUUUGUUUAAAUUAGAAAAUGAUGUAGACUUAUAUUUUCUUUCUAUAAAAUGGAUUUGGAGAUUGAAAUUUGAUGUUAUGACGCUAUAUUGGUGUAGUCAAAUGUGUGAAAGCCACAACGUAGACAAGUAUAUCUGUCCUCGUUUUUUUGGUUAUUGCACUAAUUUGAACAACCACCUCCCUUCCCUUUGUCCUAAAUUCUUCAAGGACAAUUUUUUUUAAUUUCGUUCUAAUUAAAAGAAAAAAAAAACAAAACAAAAAAAAAACUCAU